Messenger RNA from Lodderomyces beijingensis, 1638 nucleotides. The record is from the annotation of a GenBank genome assembly. Lineage: Eukaryota; Fungi; Ascomycota; Pichiomycetes; Serinales; Debaryomycetaceae.
AUGUAUUCAAUCACACCCGCGUCCACGCCAACAAGGAGGAAACGGCCCUUGAGAGAUGUUUCCAAUUCGCACAAGGACCACGUCCAACUUCCACCGACUCCAACAAAGACACCCUCCCCCAAAAACAACAAGAAAUUGAAACUAGAUGUAGAACUGGCGAGUAUAUCGUGUAAGAGGAAAUUGGUAUUCACGCCCACACCGAAGAAGGAGACGAAGCAAGACGAAAUUGACCUACCGACAACACCAAGCCCGAGCCCGAGCACAAGGCCAUCCAAAUCCAUAUCCGUUCCCAGAUCCAGAUCCAGAUCUAAUAUUAGAACUUCCAUUUAUUCCCAAUGCAAAAAUCUAUUUCAGCGAGGAUACAAUGGUCAAGGUGAAAAUGGCUCGGUUCUAGUCGGGCGAGAAGCAGAAGCGUCGUUUCUCAAUAAUUUCAUUCAACAGAGUAUAGCUCUGAAUCAAGCAAGCAGCUUAUACAUUUCAGGACCACCGGGCACGGGCAAGACGGCGCAAGUCUCGUUGAGCUUGCGUCAGUUUCAGCACUUGCCAAAUGUCAAGAUUGCCAAUAUCAAUUGCAUGACUUUGUCUACGCCUGAACUGAUAUAUCAUGAGUUGUAUUGCUCAUUAGUUGACGAUCAAGUCAACUCAUCCGUGGCAACUACACCGAGAAAGAAAAAAACAUAUGAUAAUCUCCUUCUGUUGUUGAAUCAUCAAGUCCAAACUGAUAAAAUCGAGCAUGUCCAAAUUAUGGUUUUGAUUUUGGAUGAAUUGGAAGCAUUGUUGACUCGUUCGCAGCAAGUGCUAUACAGUUUGUUUCUGAUUGCCAAUGCCAACUCCAAAGUCCCAACUAGAAUCAAAGUGGUGCUAGUGGGGAUAUCCAACACGUUGGACUUGAACAACAAGUUUCUCCCGAAAUUGUUCCAUAAUGACCUUAUCCCCGAGUCUUUACAGUUUUUACCUUAUUCAGCCGCACAAAUAAAAUCCAUAAUUCAAUCGAGACUAGAGCCAUUGGAUGACAGCUUGUUCCAUCCUGCAGCGUUACAGUUUUGUUGUCAGAAAGCUGCUUCCUUGUCUGGUGAUUUGCGCAAGGCAUUCGAUAUAUGUUACAAGAGUAUCGAGCUUGUCGAACGGGAACAACAGCAGCAACAGAAAGAAAACAGGGAGUCCGAUGUUGAAGUGGCUAAAGCAAAAGUGAUGAUUUCGCAUAUUGCCAAAGUAUGCACUGAAUCAUUCCAAAACGACAAGUCGAUAGCAGAGCUAAACUUGUUUCAAAAAGCCAUCUUGUGCCAGUUAUUCAACUGUCAAGUGGAAUUCAAGUUUAGAGACGUUACCAUCAAUCAGUUUUUCGAUUUUUAUCAGAGACAAGGCCAAGUCAACAAGAUCUUGGGUGGGGUUAAAUAUGGUGAUUUUUUGGAAAUUUUGACUGCUUUGGAGAGCAACAAUUGCAUUGUAUUGGGAGGUGCCAAGGCGACGAUGCGGAACAGCACCAGCAAAAAAAGAGUUGCUAAUGAUGGAGGGAUGAAGUGCGUCAAGUUGAAUGUCGAGUACGAUGAAAUCGCCAAGGCUAUUGAAGGAAUUGAGUUGUUGAAAAAAGUGUUGAAGAAGAGGACCACCGUUGCUGAACGUCUAUCGGCAUUGUAA